Patiria miniata (bat star) is the source of this 3454-nucleotide messenger RNA. RefSeq names its product programmed cell death protein 4-like (gene pdcd4). The record is from RefSeq and is a predicted model, not a curated record. NCBI's taxonomy places the organism in Eukaryota, Metazoa, Echinodermata, Asteroidea, Valvatida, Asterinidae. The transcript has 10 exons. Gene Ontology annotation, cellular component: nucleus; cytosol. The coding region runs from base 214 to 1581 and encodes 455 amino acids. Gene Ontology annotation, biological process: negative regulation of DNA-templated transcription.
AAUAAUUUCGCGAGGCUGUCGAGGUCGCAUCACGCAAAAUCAUAACAACACAAUUUCUGAAAUCAGUCCACUGAAAACACCAUCAAAUUCGGGGUAAAAUACUCCCCCUUUCCCCUUAAUUUCCUGCUUUGUAGUCACCCAAGGUCACAGUGGAGACCCUAUAGGGCAAGUCAGGUAGGAAAGAAGGGGAUUCUGCCGACCGAAACCGGAGAAAUGGAGGUGGACGCACCACAGGUCGUGGAUUUCGUCGAGCAAAAUGGAGACGUGUCGAGCGACGAAGCAGACGGCAACAACAACCCGUCUGCAGAAGGUGACGGUGUUAAUGGCGGUCCUAUCUCCGCUCUCGAGGGCAGAAUCACCCGAAAAGCUAAGCGUAGACUCCGCAAGAGCCCUUCUAAGGAAAACCCACCGGUCCUCAUUAACGGACUUGUUACCGUUCCACAGAAGGAGAAGAAUUUGCGAAAGUCUCGCAGCGGUCGGGGCCGUGGACUCCCCAAAAAGGGUGGAGCAGGAGGCAAGGGCACCUGGGGAACACCUGGCCUGUAUGAAGAGAAUGAUGCUAACUGCCAAGAUGUUAAUGAUCCUAACUAUGACUCCGAUAUACAGGCUGAGAUUGCCAUGAAGACCAUUACUCCCAAACUGAAGGGGGAGGAGCUACAGGAAAUGGUGGAACCAAUCAUACAGGAGUAUUUUGAGCAUGGAGACAGUGACGAAGUGGCGGCUUGUCUGUCUCAGCUGAACAUUGACGACACUGAUCGUCAUGAGGUCGCCACCGUUGCUGUCUCCUUAGCCAUGGAGAAGAAGGACCCAGAGAAAGAAAUGACCUCUGUGCUGCUGUCUGACCUCUAUGGGUUAAAGGUCAUGACGGAGAUAGAGUUGGAGGCUGCGUUCCAGAUGUUGCUGAACGACUUGCCCGAUCUUAGUCUGGAUACUCCUGAAGCUCCUUCUGCUUUGGGCAAGUUCAUAGCUCGUGCCAUCGCUGAUGAUUGCCUUGCUCCCAGAUUUGUCCAGAAGUGGAAGGAAGAUGUCCAUGAGGAUCACAUGAGUCACCAGGCGUUGGAUGGUGCUAACCUGCUGCUGAAUAUGAAGCAUGGCAUGCUGAAACUGGACAAUGUCUGGGGUGUGGGAGGGGGCCGUAGACCCGUCAAAGUACUCAUCAAAAAGAUUUUGCUGCUUCUUAAGGAGUAUCUGUCAUCUGGAGACAUUCAGGAAGCCAUCCAUUGCUUGCAGGAUCUGGAUGUGCCUCACUUCCACCAUGAGCUUGUCUAUGAGGCUAUCUACAUGGUCCUGGAGCAAUAUGAGACCGUGGAGCGAGUUGCGUCUAUCAUGGCCCAGCUACUGAAAUCACUCUUUGACAGUAACAUCAUCACGAUUGAUCAGAUGAAGACUGGAUUCCGACGCAUAUUCACGGCUCUGCCAGACAUAGUGAUUGACGUCCCGCAUGCCUUCGCUAUUCUGGAGAGGUUUGCUGAUAUUUGUCGCCAGCAAGGUGUCAUCUCUGCCCAGCUGAAAGCAGAGGUGCCGACUAGAGUUCGCAAGCGUUUUGUCUCGGAGGGCGACGGUGGCCGUCUGAAGGACUAAAACCAGUUUGACGUCUCUCAACACCCCAGCCAAUAUACAUACCAUUAGAUGAGGUAAACCCUUGUCCAUGCUUCAUACAAACUCAAAAAGUUGCACAAAUUCUCUGACGAAAGAUGUCAGAAAAAAAAAAAAAACUACAAUCGGUGACUCAAUUUUUGUCUUGGCUUUGGAUUUUGUAUGAAGUGUGGACCUGUUUUCAAUGCUGAUAAUCAAUUGUUCAUUGCUUGUCACUAGAGGGCGCUGAACCUGUCAUUGCAGCCUAUCGUAUCGAAUGCCAUUGAUAUUCGAUGAUCAUUGAAACAAAAAAUUGAAGUAAGUAGAAUCCAGCAAGUACUGGCAUCUAAAGUAUAGUGGUUUAUAUACAUUAUCCAUUUGUUCUGGAAGGAAACACAAGGCAUUGUGGGUAGCUUAUUGGAUAUUUCAGUAGCUUGAACAGCGCCCUCUAGGUACAACACGAGCAAUUUCGUUCAGUAUGUCAAAUCAUUGUACAUUGGUAAAGUGUUAAUAUAACAUGUCCCUAAUGUAAUCCGGCAGGGGUGUCCAUAUUUUCCGAAGUAGACUAUUAACAAAUGGAAAGAAAAACAGGAGAAAACUGCAUGCUUAAAAAAAAAAAUGUAAAGAAUAACCUGGAUAAAAAUUACCUUUGUACCAGUAAAUUAUACAUGAACUCUUUAUUCAGGUCAGAGUUUUGAGAGUUUGAAAACAGGAGUCUUUGGUAUUGGUUGAAUCCAUGUACAGAGUUUGGAUGAAAUGUUGGGUUUUUUUGAGGUGUUGGAAUUUUCAAGCCUUGCUUUUAAUGAGGGUUCAGUUGAAAUUAAUUGCGUACAAAGUCUGAAAUUGUGUUAAAUGAUUUAUGAUCCUUUGUAAAUUGAUGUAGUUUGAAAAAACCAACGGUUACUUAAGAUCAUUAUAUGACAAAGAUACUAAAACAAAAUUGGAAGUUAUAAAUGAUUUACUACAUGUCUCUAAAAUGUUUUGAUGGGAAAACAAAAUUGAUGGAUGCAUCAACAUUGUUGGUACGAAAAAAAAAUAACCGACGUGCGGAUUGUACAUUGUAUUAUUCAUAAGAGUUCUAUUCAACUAUUUUCUCUUUAGAUUUGUCUAUUUUGAUAAAAAUAUAAACACUGAUGCAAAGGAGAGCAGCUUUUCUGGCAUUCAGAUGUCUGUUGAUUGUUCAGAGAUAAAUACACAAAAAACGGUUAAUACAGUUCCCCAAGAUUAUCAAGGAAUUUUACUGUUUCAUCAUUCAGCAAAAUUGCUAAUUUAAUAAAGUACAUUGCAACUUGUACAUCUGAAAUGAGAGUUCUUGAGUCAAAACGAUACUGUGAAACAGAAUUAUCUUGAUCAGUGGUUAAACAGGUUUGACCCAGAACAUUUCCUCUUGAGACCCGACUAAAUUCUAAUUUUUACAAUAUCUGAGAAAACCCCUUUUCAGAUCUUAAAAAUUGUUAGCCUAAGUUAAGUGAAAAAAAAGGCACAUUACAACAUAAUUUGUAAAUGAUAUAGGGUUGUUUUGAGGUACAUUGAGUCACAAAAUCUUCUUUUUUUCGUUCUUGCAAUUUGCUUACAAUUUUUGUUAAAAGUUUAUACACAUUUUCUUUCUCUUAAAACUGAAGUUGUAUGUAAAAAGUAUCGGGCCUGUAUUAAUUUUUUGUUGGAUUACUUUUAAGCUGUAAAAUCUGAAUUCCAUUGACGUUUAUCAACGUUCUGGUCAUAAUUUCAUAACGGACAUUGGAACACAUCGCAAUUAUUUUGAAUAUUUUACAUCAUGAUGGAUUUUGCUCCAAGCAGUUUGAUAUUGUUUUGACUAAGGCCAGUUCAGAUUUAAUUGAUGCUUUUCAUGAAAUAAACAGACCAGUGACAUCAACAGAAA